Messenger RNA from Moneuplotes crassus, 1276 nucleotides. Lineage: Eukaryota; Ciliophora; Spirotrichea; Euplotida; Euplotidae. The record is from the annotation of a GenBank genome assembly.
UUAAAAUAUGAGCGAAAUGUCCGAGCUGUUGUUCGAAGGGGAUAACAGGCUUUUUCAUAAGAAGACAGGUUUAUUUGAUAAUAACCAAAAAGCAACUAAUGAUACCAAUUCGAAAAAUAGUAGCGAUAUCCCGUUAAUUAAAUAAAUCUACUGUGUUUCAAGAAAUUCAGGAGGAAAUUCGGAGGGAGCAUGUCUUGCCUGGAGCUGGCCAUCCGAUGCACACAGGUAAGGCUCUUUCGCGGUACAAUUUCGCUAUAUACUGAAGUGGUGUCCUUGCUCUCAUCAGUAUCGGGUUCUGCGUUGUUGAGCAUGAGUGCUUGCUAAAAUAUGGGCAAGACGAACACUCAGACUAUAGACUAUUAAUUCUUGGCUGUCACUUGCUAACAACUAUUGCGCUAGCCAUUAAUAUUGUGAUUACCAAUAAGUGUUGGAUUUGGUGGCGCAAAACUUUAGGGUUAAUUGGGAUUCAUGACGAUCUGAUUAAUACGAAGACAUGGAAAAUUAUGAUCCUGGAAAUAGCUCUUAAUUUUAUAUCUCCGAUGCCAUUUUUCUACAAAGUGCAAUAUGAAGACUAUUAUUAUGUGGACGGGGAGACUGUUAGGCUCCAACUGAACACUAUGUUAAUGCUGCUCAUGGUCAUCAUUAGGAUAUACCAUGCUAAAAGGUGAUAUUUAAUAUCUACAGAAUUUAUGACAGAUCGGGCAAACAGGGUCUGCCCAAUUUAUGGCGUCAGGAACGGGUAUAGAUACUGAAUCAGAGCUGUAUUUAAGAAAAAUCCAUUUGUCUUUUGUUACGCCAACUAUGCUUUUUAUACAAUAGUUUUUGGCUACAUGUUUUACCAUAUUGAGAACGAAGCAAACGAUGGAAAUAUCGGCCGCCCAUAUUUCACCUUCCAAAAUUCGGUCUGGUGCAGCUUCAUCACAAUGACUACUGUCGGUUAUGGUGACUUCUACCCUAAAACUAUCCUUGGCAGAUUUUUAGGUUACUGAUCAGCUUUUGUAGGAGUGGCACUGGAGUCACUUGUCAUUUUAUCGUUCCAAACCGGGUUUUUGCUCCGAAAUGCCGAACUUUCAGCUUAUAUUAUGCUGGAUUCACUUCGGAAGAAAGAAAAGCUGAAGGAAAGAGCAGGCAGAAUGCUUGUCGCACAAUAUCGCUUACAACACUCGACUGAGAAAACUCGUUCAAAAUACUUAAAGAAGUUAAGGUUAUGAUUUAUCGCUUAAAUUUUCAAGGAAAGUGAGGCAGAUUUGGCAUCUAGAGAGAGCGCAUUCUCUUA